AUCUCCUCAAAAGUAUCUCUGAACACGGUCAUUGAGCGGAUGUUCCUUUUUUUAUUUUUCCAAACAAUGAACUUCCGGUAUCGGAAGUAGCAUUUGGAAAUCAAAGCGAAUGGCGUAGCUAACUGAAAUUGAAAUUCAGUCUAAUCUACAAUGCAUUUUUAGACAUUUUAACCUUUGCGCUCUAUAAGUCUUGCGAAUAAAGUCGCGGUCAAGGAAUCAUUUUGAUCAAGCUGUCCAGUGUUGACAUUAUUCAUCAACAACUUGCGAUAAUGACACCAGUGGUGGAGUAAGCUAUUUUAACCUCACGAUGAAGUAUUUGGUCCUUGUGGCCUUUUGGGCUCCUUGUUGGGUCAAUUGUGCGAUUAAACCAAGGGCCAUUGAGGAAGAAACACGGGAAAAUGACCCGGAGUUAGAGGCCCUGAGUUCGUUGCUGUCUGACUUUGAGGUGCUACCCGUGUCUGGCCUCCAGCAUCACUCGGUCAGGAAGAGGGACGCCCACACUCAGUCCCACCUGGAGCGCCUGAUCAGCUUCAGCGCCCUCAAGAGACAUUUCAAGCUUUACUUGACAACUAACACAGACUUGUUCACUGAGGACUUCAAAGCUGUGUUUGUAGAUCAGCAAGGGAAGGAGCACCGCUAUGAUGUUCAGCUGCAGAACUACUUUACCGGACAUCUUGUAGGAGAGGAGCACUCCCGUGUGCAGGCACACAUAGAUGGGGACGAGUUCUCGGCCCACAUCCUGACAGAUGAGACGGAGUACAAUGUAGAGCCCCUGUGGAGGUUCACCGAGGCGUCCCCCGAUGGUCGUCUAUUGGUGUACCGGUCAGAGGACAUCAGGAACCUCAGCCGCAUGGCCUCGCCCAAGGUGUGUGGAUACAUCCACGCUGGGGCCCAGGACUUACUGCCAGAGGCCGCUAGAGGUGGAGAGGCACAGGAGGAUUCCCUCCACAGAGCGAAGAGAGCAGCCCACAACCACAAGAAGAACACCUGUCCUCUAGCCCUGGUGGCCGACUACCGCUUCUUCAAACACAUGGGCCGUGGAGAGGAGAGCAUCACACUCAACUACCUUAUUGAGUUGAUUGACAGAGUGGACGACAUGUACAGGAACACAACCUGGGAUGACGAGUUCACAGGAUACGGUGUUCAGAUCCAACAGAUCAUCAUCAACAAGGAGCCGACCAAUGCGCCUCUUGGCCAGGCUGGGCCGGGCUGGACCCACUACAACAUGAAGGGAAGCCCCAUCCAAGGCAAGGAGGUGUGGGAUGUCAAGAAACUGCUGGAGCAAUUCAGCUCGGACAUAGCGGACAAUGCUAGCACUGUGUGCCUGGCCCACCUGUUCACCUACCAGGACUUUGACGAGGGGACAUUGGGCCUGGCCUAUGUGGCCCCCUCUAAAGCCCAGGCUCUGGGGGGCCUCUGCCCCAAACCUUACUAUCCAUCUCACUCUGUCAAGAAACCCAGCUACCUCAACACUGGUUUAACCAGCACCAAGAAUUAUGGCAAAACCAUUCUAACCAAGGAAGCAGAUUUGGUGACAACCCAUGAAUUGGGCCAUAACUUUGGGGCGGAGCACGACCCUGACAACAUCCCCUACUGUGCCCCAAACGAUGACCAUGGGGGCAAGUUUGUCAUGUACCCUAUCGCUGUGAGCGGGGAUCACUACAACAACAAGCGUUUCUCCGACUGCAGUAAGAUCUCCAUAGGUAAGACGCUGCGCUUCAAGGCCCCCAUCUGCUUCAAGGAGAGGAACAGCAAGGUGUGUGGGAAUUCCCGCGUGGAGGAGGGGGAGGAGUGCGACCCGGGCAUGCUGCACCGCAACAACGACCCGUGCUGCUCUGCCGACUGCAAGUUCAGGCCCGAGUCCCAGUGCAGUGACAGGAAUAGUCCGUGCUGUAAGAAAUGCAAGUUUGAGCAGGCAGGGAAGACGUGCCAGGAGCCCAUCAACGCCACCUGUAAGGGCAUGUCCCUCUGCACAGGUGACAGCAGUGAGUGCCCAGCCCCAGACAACGCUCCGGACAAUACCAUCUGUGUGGACAGUGGGAGGUGCAGAAACGGGGAGUGCAUAGCCUUCUGUGAGGCCGUGCAGAAGCUGAAGCCCUGUGCUUGUAAUGAGACAUACGACUCGUGUAAGGUGUGCUGUCGGGACAAAAAUGGUGCCUGCACUCCUUUUGUCAAAAGCGACCGGAGCGUCCUGUACCUGCGCAAGGGGAAACCCUGCACCGUGGGCUUCUGUGAUGAGGCCGGUAGAUGCAUGAAGCAAGUCCAGGAUGUGAUCGAGAGGUUGUGGGAUUUCAUCGACAAGCUGGACAUCAACACAUUCGGGAAGUUCCUAGCAGACAAUAUAGUGGGCUCAGUGGUGGUGUUCUCUCUAGUCUUCUGGAUCCCUCUCAGCAUCCUGGUGCACUGUGUGGAUAAAAAUCUGGACAAGGAGUAUGAGGAGAACACCAAGACCAUGUACUUCCCCAGCCAGAUGGUUGAGGUACCUGUACUUAGUAGAGCUCCACCCUCAGAACGCAGAGAUGCUGAGCAGCCUCGAGUCGGCCUCCGUCCGCAUCGUCAAGCCACCUCCGCCUCCCACCUUCUUCUCCGCCGCUCGGAUCCCACCCCACUCCCUUCCUUCUCUACCCCCAACGGGCCCGUCUGCCUCAGGCAGCAGCAGUACCCCAGUCCCAGGCUCGGCUUCGGGCCCUGGCCCGUCCUCGGGGAGCGUAGUGGUGGUGGGGGAGGGCCCACGGAUGGCCACCAUCCAGGAGGAUCCCAGCUGCGACUCUCACCUCGACCUGGACAAGGACGACUUCCCUCCUCGCGGAGGCUCCAACGCCACCAAGUCUUCAUACGAGGACCUGACGGCGGAGCAGAGCACGCCACGCUCGGGCCGCCACGACAAGCGCCGCCUCAAGAGGCAGGCCUGCGUGGUGGACAGUAAAGAGACCCAGUGCUGAGGGAACAUGUGUUUGUAGAUGUACGCACGUACAGGCAGACCUACGCACGUACACAGGCACACUCACAAUUGUACAUGAGGGAACAUGCGAGCACACAGUCCAGAAUAGAUACAGUAUGUAGGUACAUGCAUACAGACACUCAUGUAUAUCCAUGCACAUAAUAGAUUACACUAUAAUAGAUGCUGGUAACUGCCAAAAUAAAGGAAACACUUGAGUAAAUGAGGGAUACAAAGUAUAGUGAGAGCAGGUGCUUCCACACAGGUCUGGUCCUGUGUUAAUUAAGCAAUUCAAUGUAUAAAAAUGCCCAGUUUCCAAUUAUUUUGGCUACCAUGGCUAGAAGAAAUCUCAGUGACUUUGAAAGAGGGGUCUCAAAAGAGCAAAGGCGGUGUGUGCGUCACCAGAUCUCAACCCAAUUGAAAACUUAAAGGGAAAUUCUGGAGUGGCGCCUGAGACGGCGGUUUUUCCACCACCAUCAACAAAACACCAAAUUAUGUAAUUUCUUGUGAAAGACUUGUAUCCAUACAAUAAAAUCCCAGACACUUAUAUACUAAGGCGCAUUGAAGCUGACCUAGCGGCUCGUGGGUUGGCCCAACAUCCUAUCAAGACCUUGUUGGUGUUUCUUUUAGUUUGGCAGAUACCUCUACAUGACUAAACAUUGCACACAAACACCCACUCAUAGACUAAAACUUGUUACACAGCACUGGCAGCAACACAGUAUCGAGCAGGACUCUUAAGGGGCUGCUACAUCUAGAUUCUAUACGGUCAAUUUGGAAGACUUGCGUACAACCAAAAUAGGUGCCUAUCAUGAGUAUAGUAGUGUUCUGACGCCAGUGACUGCUGUUUUAGAAUAGCCUAGAGACCAAAUGAUUUGUGCCUUUUGUUCGUUUCAAGAGUCAAAGCCAAGUGCUUACUUUGGCACCACUCACUCAGAUACAGUCCACAGUCUAGUUUUUGGACAUGUUCUCUCGAAUGACUUGACUGGCAGAAUGGGCUGAUGGAUUAACAGCUGGGCCAGUUGAUAUACAGUGCCUUGCGAAAGUAUUCGGCCCCCUUGAACUUUGCGACCUUUUGCCACAUUUCAGGCUUCAAACAUAAAGAUAUAAAACUGUAU
Messenger RNA from Oncorhynchus mykiss (rainbow trout), 4053 nucleotides. It is a transcript of the gene adam17a, whose product is annotated as ADAM metallopeptidase domain 17a. Lineage: Eukaryota; Metazoa; Chordata; Actinopteri; Salmoniformes; Salmonidae. Gene Ontology annotation, cellular component: plasma membrane. The record is from RefSeq and is a predicted model, not a curated record. Gene Ontology annotation, biological process: Notch signaling pathway; membrane protein ectodomain proteolysis. Gene Ontology annotation, molecular function: metalloendopeptidase activity.